Messenger RNA from Rotaria sordida, 717 nucleotides. Lineage: Eukaryota; Metazoa; Rotifera; Eurotatoria; Philodinida; Philodinidae. The record is from the annotation of a GenBank genome assembly.
AUGUCCAUAUUAAUUAGUCAUAAAAAUGCACCAAUUUGUCUCGUACUGGAUCAUCAAUCAUUCGAUAAUGACAUUAACAAAAAUCUAUCAGUAAUUCAUUGUCAAAUUUCAUCAAAUCUUUUUUUUUACACGACAUUACUCAAUGAACUUUCAUCAUCAUCUCAAUUUGCCACAAGAUUUUAUCAAAUUCUCAUUCAAUUGAAUAAGAAUUCACGUUCAUUAUUCAACCGAAAAUGUCUCAAAUAUAUUUUUAGUUGUAUUCGUCAUCAUCAAAAUAUUAUUUAUUUACAAGUUCAUAAUAAAAUUAAUCAAUAUGACGAAUGGAUUAAUCGUUGUUGGGCAUCUAUUCAAUUAAAUGUCUUAACAAGACGUAUUCGUUAUGAAUCAUCAUGGGCAUGGUUAUCAACAUUAGGUGGUGGUCAUUCAUGUCUUGGUGAAAUAUCUGUACAGCACGCAAAAGAAGCUGAAAUGAUAUCAAAAAGUCAAAUAGGUUUAUCAAAUGAAGUUGGUGAUCCAAAUGCAUUAGUUAAAUCUUAUUUAUUCCUUGCAUUAAGUUAUUUACAACAAAAACGUUUUGAUGAAGUUCGAAUUAUACUUCAAUUUCAAUAUCAACGUAUUCAACAAAAAGAUAUCACAGAUGAACGUUUACCAAUUAUGUGUAUUGCAUUAUGGAAGAAAAUGAAAUAUGCCAUUAAAAGAGAUAGAAAAUCAAAUUGA